ACUUAAUAAUUUAGUAUGUGCCGUAUAAAUUUGUAAUGUAAUCAAAAUAUGGUUGUAAGACUGUUGCUUUAAACUCUGUAACUUAUUUUAUUUUUAUGUAAUUAUCGUACACAUUGAGUGAUGCGAUCUUUUCUUAGACUUUUCUAUAUCAGUGUAUUUGUAUAGAGCGAAGGAAAAUGUCAACCGAGAGCCUUAAUAGUUUGAGCGACAAGGAGCUACAUAGAAAGCUAAUCCAGAGCGGUUUUCCCAGCACCCCGGUCACGGAGACAACAAGAUCGAUUUUAAUUGAAAAGUUGAGGAAGCACACCCGAGCGGACAAGCUUAAAAAGCGAAGCAGCAAGUACGUUCUGUAUUCCAAACAGCAGUUGGAGUCGCCAGGCUACCCACAGUUUCCUCAGUACCAGCCCCCUGGAUACGCGAAUGGGCUAGACAAUAAUAACGACGUAGAGCUGAGCCGCAGCUCCUCCAUUUUUAAUCGAAGUUUUGACGAGAGCGACUCGAGUCCGCUACACUUGUCUGCUUCCAAAAUGUACGCCCCACCGCCUGUGGUGGCCUCCAAUUACGAUGGGGAAUGCUCGCCCCACGGUUUAGGUCUUAAUGGCAAGUACCGACAGCAGUGCUCAUUACCGUACACUGUAGACACUUCGAAUAAUUAUGGAAAAUCCAGCGGCAAGGUCAAGAUGUCCGAUGGAGGCGUUGUAAACAGACUGCUCAGCUUUAGGGAUACAACUUUACAGCGAAAAAUCAAUUAUCCAACAACUCAGGCGUCGAGAAUCCCGCCUAGGAGCGAAAGACUUUCUAGAUUCGGUUUGUCGGACCUUAAAUCGUUUUUUAAAAACCCUGACAACCGACCAUACGUAAUACCAAAAGUGCUCAUUUUGCUGUUCUUAAUAUUUUUGACAAUAAUAACGGUUUUGUAUGUGGGAAAGAGGUUCGAGCAGAGUUCUAUUGACAAAACCGCUUUAAAGUAUACAUUAUGUAACCCCAACGACUUGCAAAUGGUCAGCGAAAGUGUUAAUUGCUUAGCAAAAGACUCGCUGAAAGGUGCGCUGGAUUUAAGCGAGGAACUCUUUAGACAUCUUAACGAGCGAGCCAGGCUUCAUCACUGCGAAGAUGCCAGUUUGUCGCCCACCCUUGAGGUUAGUGAGUUUGUGAGAGAAAUGGUCAGCAGUCCAAAGACUCACAGGGGAAAUCUGCACAGCAACCUCUUAGCUGCCAAAUAUCUUAUUGCUGAAAAUCCGCAGUGGAGCAUUGAAGUGGUGGAGUCUUCUAACCACAUUGGUCAGGGGGCAUACUUUGAGCUCUCCGAACCAAAUCUGCCCCUCAAGUGCAUUGCCAAAAAAAAAAUGACCCGCUUCUUCGCCGUGAUCGGGACGUUGGUUCUAUUGGUAGCUGCUUUUCUCGCCGUCUACUUUGCGGUGGUAAUUUACCGAGUCAAGCAAAAGGAAGCAUUGCUGGCGGUUGAUCAAUUUUCAAAGGACAUAAUCAACGAGCUGAUUUACUUAAGUUCCCAGUCCGAGAGUCCUGAGGUGAUCAUAAGUCAGCUGCAGGAUAAAUUCUUGCCCGCCAAGAAGCGCACUAAGAACCUGUCUGCGUGGAACAAGGCUCUCAAGCAGCUGGAAAAUAACGACAGCCGUGUGCUGUUUGGAAUGGUAAAUCGCGACGGAAAGGCGAUGCGCACGAUUGCGUGGAACCGGAACCUGGACAAAAAGGAUCUGAGUCUGGUGAAAAAAUGGCAGAGUCCCGCCUUCGACAACUCAAACAAGAUUGUUAAUCCACCGACGCCUUGCCUAAAAAUACGACACAUGUUUGACUCCUCAGAGGUCGAUCAGGCCAACCUUAAGCAGUCCAUUGUGGAGUCGAUCAUUGAAAAGGUUGGCUCUCGCUGCAAGAUCUGUGACGUCCAGCUAGACAUUCAGUCCUGCUGCGUAUACAUCCGAUGCGCCAGCGAGGAGGACGCAGGCAUUAUUCACAACGAGAUCAACGGCUGGUGGUUUGACAAGCGCCUGAUUUCGAUUAAAUUUCUAAGACUUGAACGCUAUUUAAGCCGUUUCCCCAAGCCCUCAACAGAGCCACUCUACUUUCACACCAGCGCGGUAGCAAAAAACACUCACUCAUAAACACACAACUCUACACUAGAUAUUUAAGUUAUUAAAUGCGAAUUUGUUUUACAUGUA
Drosophila ficusphila is the source of this 2177-nucleotide messenger RNA. RefSeq names its product inner nuclear membrane protein Man1 (gene MAN1). The record is from RefSeq and is a predicted model, not a curated record. Lineage: Eukaryota; Metazoa; Arthropoda; Insecta; Diptera; Drosophilidae. Gene Ontology annotation, cellular component: nuclear inner membrane. Gene Ontology annotation, biological process: nuclear envelope organization; negative regulation of BMP signaling pathway. Gene Ontology annotation, molecular function: chromatin DNA binding.